Daldinia decipiens is the source of this 1303-nucleotide messenger RNA. Its product is annotated as acyl-CoA N-acyltransferase. Bases 277 to 1056 code for a protein of 259 amino acids. NCBI's taxonomy places the organism in Eukaryota, Fungi, Ascomycota, Sordariomycetes, Xylariales, Hypoxylaceae. The transcript is spliced from 2 exons. The record is from RefSeq and is a predicted model, not a curated record. Gene Ontology annotation, molecular function: acyltransferase activity, transferring groups other than amino-acyl groups.
GAUUACAUGGCAUAGCUUAGACCGCCAGUUCGGGCGAUACUCCGCAACCGACGACGCCGCUAUAACUAGUACAUACGGAUUAAUUACUUAAGGAGUAAGUAAAUACCUAUGCAAUAUGGCUUAUGAAGGUCAUGAUUUUUGAUCGUAUAUCAAUUUAAUACGGCCUCGUCUGCUCUUCGUUGGGAUGAGUCGUCGAAAAGUCCAACUUAUUACUUUAGGUACUCUUUAAGACCAAGUAAAAAUUAGAGACUGGAAGGAAAUAAAUAUAUUUAAGAAAUGGCGUUACCUUUUCCGAUUCCCUCAUCCCUUGCCAAAGGAUUUUCCAUGUCCCAUUGCACAGCUGCCGAUGUAGAUAUCAUUACAGAUAUAUACUACGAUGCUUUUGCGAUUGACAAACGCAACACCUUCUGGUGGCCGCCAAACAAGGAGGAUAUGUUUGCUUGGAUGAAGCGCCGCAUCCGCCGCAAGAUGGAUGACCGAAGCGUCCGACAUUUCAAAAUUACGGAUGACCAGACCGGCGACGUAGUUGCAUUCGCUAGAUGGGGCAUUCCCGAGGGCUACGAGAAAUCCUUUGGGGAAUGGGUCGGAAAUAAGGAGACCACCGUGGACGUCUCCCAGAUUGUUACACCGGGGGACGUUACGGGAGAGAACCCGCCAGCGAAUAGUGUAUCUGUCGAAGCUAUCAACCCCCCUGUUGCAAAUUACCCAAAAGGCAGCCGGCCAGAGCUAUGUCAGGUCUUUUUUGAUGCGCUGAAAGUCUCCUCGGAUAAGCACAAUGCGGAUAAAAUGUUGGGUCUAUCACUUCUAUGCACAUCGCCUAGAUAUUACCGGAGAGGAGCCGCGAAAGCGCUGUUGCUACCCAUGCUGGCUAUCGCUGAUGCUCAUGGCCUCAGGUCCUAUCUGGAGGCUACGCCUAACGGCAAAGGAGUGUAUGAGAAAUUGGGCUUCCGGGAGGUGGACCGGUUAACUUUCAACCUCGAGGAGUUAACAGGUAGGGAGGAAUAUGACGACCCAUACCAGAUCACCAUCAUGAUACGGGAACCAAGAUCGACAUGAUAGUAUAGGCAAGGGGCUACUUACCUCUCUUAGCCUAAGCUUGAAGUUCGGCCUCGUAAAAGCGACUAACCUAAACUAAAGGCGCUGGGAAGUAAAUAUAGAACAGCUGCUUGCUAGAUCAGGGAUGUUGCAAGUGGUACCGCAAAGCAGAAUGUUGAUCUACUGUCCGAAGAAGACGCGAUUAACAAAUAGGUUAUUUAGGUGAGUACAGUUUAAGACGAAGAGGGAGAAACUAGGUUCGCCGGUG